AUGACAGACAAUACCUCAAUACGCUCGUACGAAUCGUAUUUUUAUAACAGUAAACAGAGGAUCAGCAGACAAGCUUGGCGGUCGUUGCCGAUUUUAGACUGCGAGAAUGGAAUCCAGGAUCUUGAAAAUGGCUGUUCCUCAGAACGAAAGAAAUCUGUCUUCCUCCGUGCAAAGAAAGGAGUUAAAAAGUUGGGAAAGGCAGCUGGACGGAUUCAGGAGACAACGGAUUCAAUUGUCGCUAUAAAGGGAAACAUCGAAACUAUUACUGGAAUUGGAGGGGAGACCAAGGAGGGUGAAGGCGGGGAUUCAAAAACAAAACCCCCGCAAAAUGCAGCGAAAUCACUUGAUCCUGCUGCUGCAGCUCCAGCGUCACCAUCUAUUUCUAAAGCAAUUGCAUCAAACAGCGACAGUUUAUGGAAGUUGGUAUUUCUUUCUGUAAUGGCUGCCAUAGGAACGAUGUCUGUUCUUCAACUAACUGAGAUUUGUAAAGCGAUUCGAGAAAAGGGCACCGAAAGAACAAAUCAGCAGCAACUUAUCAAUGAACAGUUUGUGGCGCUAGUAGGCGCACAGAAAAAGAACAAAUAUGUCUUUUAUCAAGAGCCAGUCACGCCCGAGACAACUACAGUGGGAAGAAGAACUCCUGCUUCACAAAUCGUCAGAUCGGAGUUGAAUCGAAUAAAGAAUCAGCUGGUAAUAGUCGAGACGAAGCGUUUACUCUUCCAAGAACAACUCGAAAAUCUCACACAACUUGUGCAGUCCUUGCAAAAUCGCCUAAACAAUACGACGGUGUUGAGCGACUGGCUGGAAAAAAAUACGAUAUUACCCAAAGAGGAAACUAGAAACACUAUUCCUAAAGCUUGUUCAGUAACUCACUUCAAUUUCCCACGUGAUAUGCAAAUUACGGACUAUGUUCGCUAUCGGGCAUACUUUCCAAUGCUUACGUCUGCGACUGUAUGCAUGUGGCUACAGACAGAAAACUACCACACGGCCGUGCUGGCAAGCUACGCAAAUCUACACCAUAACAACGAACUGACAAUCCGACUUCUUAGCACCACAAGGAUUCGUUUCAAAUUGGGUGGUGUUAAAGUGGGUGAUUUCCCUGUGUCACAAUUAAAUCAAACAAGAAAGGUUCACAUUUGUACCGCCUUCUCUUCUCAGUUGGGAAAAAUACUCAUUUACAUUAACGGAGUAAAAGAAGUGGAAGCCAGGUACAAUGGCUCUUAUGCAUUAGGGGGAGGGGAUUUGUUGUUGGGCCAAGAACAAGACGAAAUCGAUGCUGGGAGAUUGGAUCCAAGACAGGCUUUCAGUGGCCAGAUAACCAACUUUCUAAUUUGGCCGCGAGUUCUGCGCGAUGACGAAGUCAGAAGCAUUGUGACGUCAUGCGAGUGCCCACGUGAUCAUGCAGUGAUGAUGUCACCGGACAGAGUAGAAAUACACGGACAAGCAAGCUACAACUUAUCAGUGUCAUGUCCAGUUUUAACGACAGCCUUGUAAACAA
Ciona intestinalis (vase tunicate) is the source of this 1498-nucleotide messenger RNA. The record is from RefSeq and is a predicted model, not a curated record. Lineage: Eukaryota; Metazoa; Chordata; Ascidiacea; Phlebobranchia; Cionidae.